ACUACCUCACUGCGUUGAUAUCGACGACUUGCUCACUCUAACCAUCCUCCCCAAAACCGCGAAAAGACUUGAAAAGUCUUACUUUCUAAAAAGAUGGGCCAACGUUUCACUCUCAGAGGGAAAUUAUUAAACCCUCGGUUUCAUAUAGUCUAAAGGGAAAGUUAUCGGUGCUGACCGUAAUGUCGGCUGCCGCUCCUCCUCCGGGGGUCACCGUCAUCCUCGGUGCCCAAUGGGGUGACGAAGGAAAAGGCAAACUCUCCGACAUUCUCGCUGCCGAGGCCGACCUCUGCUGUCGUUCAGCCGGAGGGAACAAUGCUGGGCACACAAUCGUCGUCAGGGACGAAGCUACGGGAAAGAAGACCAGUUACGCGUUUCAUACGUUGCCUUCAGGGUUGAUCAACCCGAAGUGUGUGGCGUUUAUUGGGAGUGGGCUGGUCAUCAAUAUCCCGAGCAUGUUUGAGGAGUUGGAUAAUAUCGAGGCUCAGGGCCUCGACUGCACCAACCGUCUCUUCAUCUCCGACCGAGCCCACCUCGUCAUGGGUUUCCACCAGAUCGUCGACGGGCUCAAAGAGAUCGAACUCGGAGGUUCCAGUAUCGGGACCACCAAGAAGGGGAUCGGACCAGCUUAUUCGUCUAAAGCUUCGAGGAGCGGAUUACGGGUGCAUCAUCUGUACAGUCCGGAUUUUGCCGAGAAGUUUAGGAAGUUGGUAGAGGGCAGGUUUAAGAGGUAUGGGACGUUUGAGUAUGAUACGGAGGCUGAGAUUCAGAAGUAUUUGAAACUCGCCGAACGUCUCCGCCCGUACAUCGUCGACGGCCCGGCCUUCCUGCACAAAGCCAUCCAGCAGAACAAACGCAUCCUCGUCGAAGGCGCCAACGCUCUCAUGCUCGACCUCGAUUAUGGGACUUACCCUUACGUCACCUCGUCGGCCACCUCGAUCGGAGGGGUUUGUACGGGGUUGGGUAUCCCACCGACUAUUAUCAAGAAGGUUAUUGGGGUCAUCAAGGCGUACACGACGAGGGUUGGGGGUGGACCUUUCCCUACCGAGCAACUCAACGACAUUGGCGUCCAGCUGCAAGAAGUCGGCGCCGAGUGGGGUGUCACGACCGGUCGAAGGAGGAGGACGGGUUGGCUCGACCUCGUCGUCAUGCGUUAUUCGACCAUGAUCAACGGGUACACCUCGCUCAACUUGACCAAGCUCGACGUGCUCGAUGGGUUCAAGGAGAUCAAGGUCGCCACCGGUUACAAGAUUGAUGGGAAGGAGAUCGAAGGUUUCCCUGCCGACCUUGACCUCCUCGCCAAGGUCGACGUCGAAUACGCCACCUUCCCCGGGUGGGAAUCCGAUAUCUCGGAAUGCACCACUUUCGAAUCCUUGCCGGAUAACUGUCAGAAGUACGUCAAGUUCAUCGAGGACUUCCUCGGGGUCAAGGUCGAAUGGAUCGGGGUCGGACCGGCUAGGCAUUCGACCAUCAAGUGUUUCUAGACUAGACUCAGCUUGUCGGAGUCGGGGUUUGGGUUAGAUCACUUGAAAUUUGCGGCUGGGGGGAAAGGCAAGAAGAGGUCUCGGUCCAUCCGGUCGAAGGGGUAUAUAGCGAUUUUAGACCUUCCUGGUAUUUUGUAGAUAUCCAGGCUGGGAUGGCCUCGUUGUAUGUCGUUUGAACAUUGGAUGUCAUCGAGAUCCCGUCUAUGUGUAUGUGUUAUUCGCUGCGG
Messenger RNA from Filobasidium floriforme, 1708 nucleotides. Its product is annotated as Adenylosuccinate synthetase. Gene Ontology annotation, biological process: IMP metabolic process; 'de novo' AMP biosynthetic process. The transcript is spliced from 7 exons. Gene Ontology annotation, molecular function: adenylosuccinate synthase activity; GTP binding. The record is from RefSeq and is a predicted model, not a curated record. Gene Ontology annotation, cellular component: cytoplasm. NCBI's taxonomy places the organism in Eukaryota, Fungi, Basidiomycota, Tremellomycetes, Filobasidiales, Filobasidiaceae. The coding region runs from base 180 to 1481 and encodes 433 amino acids.